Trichophyton rubrum CBS 118892 is the source of this 324-nucleotide messenger RNA. RefSeq lists its product as uncharacterized. The record is from RefSeq and is a predicted model, not a curated record. The transcript has a single exon. Bases 1 to 324 code for a protein of 107 amino acids. NCBI's taxonomy places the organism in Eukaryota, Fungi, Ascomycota, Eurotiomycetes, Onygenales, Arthrodermataceae.
AUGCUGUAUUCCAUACCGGCGUGUCCUUUAAGAGAUUUGCUAAGGCACGGUCGGGCUUGCGGGCAUCUAAAUGGCCUGUACUCCGUAGCGAAGCUCAAGUACGUUUCCUCGUCGUACGGAAGCCGGAGGAGGGCUAGUGAGUAUCUAGCACCUGGUUGCCCAUGUUGUAGGUGGACUGACCAGUUAACAGCGGCGAUGGACACUGCCCUAGGUAUAGAGGCGUCAAGGAAGAUAUCGAAAAAGAAGUACAGAAUCUUUCACAGGAAACGGAGUAACUGUAUGGUAGCGUUCGAUUCAUUUCCAAGAAUGGAGCACCACCUGUAA